Messenger RNA from Thrips palmi, 4850 nucleotides. It is a transcript of the gene Unc-115a, whose product is annotated as actin-binding LIM protein 3. The transcript is spliced from 17 exons. NCBI's taxonomy places the organism in Eukaryota, Metazoa, Arthropoda, Insecta, Thysanoptera, Thripidae. The coding region runs from base 16 to 2448 and encodes 810 amino acids. Gene Ontology annotation, molecular function: actin filament binding. Gene Ontology annotation, cellular component: actin cytoskeleton. Gene Ontology annotation, biological process: cytoskeleton organization; lamellipodium assembly. The record is from RefSeq and is a predicted model, not a curated record.
GACGGCCGCGUCGCCAUGAUCGCCGUGCCCGAGGUGAUGCUGGCGAUGAAGUCGCAGGCGCUGGUCGCCUCGGCCAACGCGGCGGGAAAGACGUACUGCCAGAGCUGCAAGAAAAAAUGCUCCGGGGAGGUGCUGCGGGUGCAGGACAAGUACUUCCACAUCGCGUGCUUCAAGUGUAAAGUGUGCCGCAACUCGCUGGCGCAGGGCGGCUUCUUCUGCAAGGAUGGCGCCUACUACUGCACGUCGGACUACCAGCGGCAGUUCGGCACCAAGUGCGCCGUCUGCAGCGAGUACGUGGAGGGCGAGGUGGUGGCGGCCCUCGGCAACACCUACCACCAGAAGUGCUUCACCUGCGGACGCUGCCGGCAAGCCUUCCCGUCGGGCGAGCGCGUCACGUACACUGGCAAGGAGGUGCUGUGCGCGCGUUGCGUGCAGAUCCCCGUGCGCUCGGGCCACUCCGGCGACGAGCGCUCCCCGGCCGCCAGCCCCGCCAGCCCCACUAGCGGGGGCGGCGGCCUGGGGCUGGGCUCCAACGACUGCGCCGGCUGCCACGAGGAGCUCAAGGAGUGCCAGGCCCUGAUCGCGCUGGACCGCCAGUGGCACAUCUGGUGCUUCAAGUGCAAGGCCUGCGACGCCGUGCUCCACGGCGAGUACAUGGGCAAGGAUGGCGUGCCGUACUGCGAGAAGGACUACCAGAAGAAGUUCGGCGUCAAGUGCGCGUACUGCAGCCGCUACAUCUCGGGGAAGGUGCUGCAGGCCGGCGACAACCACCACUUCCACCCCACGUGCGCGCGCUGCACCAAGUGCGGGGACCCGUUCGGCGACGGCGAGGAGAUGUACCUGCAGGGCGGCGCCAUCUGGCAUCCCCGCUGCGGCCCCGGCCCCACCGAGAACGGCGCCAUCCUCAACGGCGGCGAGAACGGCCACUGCACGGACACGGAGACGGAGGCGGAGAGCGGCCGCGACACGGCGUUCGACCGCAUGAGCUCCUCGGCCGUGAGCGACAUGCAGUUUUCCAUUCGCUCGCGCACGCCUAGUCUUAAUGGCUCUUUCAAUAGCUUAUCUAGAAAGUACCAAUAUCAGCGCACGGGCAGCCCUGGUCUUAUCCUGCGAGAAUAUAAACAUCAGUAUCCAGAAGACAUAUCUCGCAUUUAUACAUACUCAUAUUUGACUGAGGAACCUACGCAAGGGUACCUGAAGCGCCCCAUUGACCCUUAUGACAAACCACCUACAUCACCUCACUUCCAUCGGCCUUCUUCUGCUGCAUCUGGACGGGGCUCAAAGCUUGCUCAUCUCUCAUCAAAGCAUGGCUCCAGGACAGGCAUGACCGUCCUUGUGGAUGCAAUUCGCAGUGAGACACCAAGACCACGGAGUCCACACAUGAACAAUGAAGAACCAAUAGAGUUAGCCCAUUUCCCUGCUGCAAAACCACCUCAACCUGGAGAAGCACCCAAGAUAGAAAGGGAAGACUUUCCUGCCCCACCAUACCCUUACACUGAUCCUGAGCGUCGACGUCGAUGGUCGGACACGUACAAAGGUGUCCCAAUAUCUGAUGAUGAGGAUGAAAAUGAUGGCAAGUCAGAGAAAGAAACUGAUGAUCAAAAGCUAAAGCGAGAAGAAAAAGAAUUAAGUAAAAUUGCAACAGGAAUUGGAAAAGUAUUCCUUCACAAUGUUCGUGAGCGAGAAAAAUUACGGCAGUGGAAAAUGUCUCAUAUUGAUCCUAGGAAUGCUUCACGAACACCAUCAGCAUCAAGAGAGCCAACAUACAGGCUACGCUACCAGUCUCCUGUCAAUGCUUCUCCAUCUAGAAAUGUUGACCAUCCAAGGCCGUGGGAAGAGGAGGAGUUAAUGGAUCGUAGUUCAAGCUAUCGCUCAUCAGUUGGUCGGUCUGUUGGCGCCAUACCCAGCUAUAACGUGGUGUCUUCUCUGCGGUCUCCUCCAAAACCAGGCUAUGGCCUUCGUUCAUGUACUUUGCCAGCUGCAGGCCGAAACGGUGGAUUCAUGGGCUACUCCACGGACCAGGGUGACUAUUCAUUUAGUGGACUUGGCGAAAAAACUCAUAGCACUGAAUUCAGUAGUGGGAAAUCAGACAUCUCUGCUGGUUCAAUAUCAGAAGUUGAUCGACGUGCAUUAGCUGUUGAACUUCCUGUAUCUACUACUUACACUGGAGGGUUGGGUGCUUUGAGGUCAGCUUCAUACUCUCCGCACCUCCGUCGUUCCUUGCCCAAUAUGAAUCAUUCAAAUUCAACAGAACCACCUAAGAUUUAUCCGUAUCACCUUCUUGUUAUCACAAACUAUCGUCUGCCAGCUGAUGUGGAUCGCUGCAACUUGGAGCGCCACUUGUCAGAUGCUGAGUUUGACGGACUCUUUGGCUGUAGUAGGGUGGAAUUCUAUCGGCUUCCACAGUGGAAACGCAAUGAAUUGAAACGAAGGGUUCGACUUUUCUGAAGAAAAAAAUCAGUUCUUUUGUCUGGUUAAAGCUUUAUGCACGGCAUUGUAAAAUGAUUAAGUGUUCAUCCUUAUUUUCUUAGUUAUAAGUAUUUGACGAAACAAAAACUAGUCGUUUGACAAAUGCACUGCCUCUCUUGGCAUCUUUUUCGAUCCAUCAUUUUUAUUCUUUUUCUCUUUUUAAUUUCAAGUCAUAAACAUGGUGGUGCUUCUCCUAAAGAAAUUGUAUGAAAUUUCCCCUCUCCCUUUCUUUUCAAGGGUUUACCAAAAUGACUUUUAGAAAGAGAGAACUUUCAGUUUUGCAUUUGAUCACAGAGUGAGCUCAGGGUAGGUUUAUGGUGCAAAGGCAACAUGACAGCUGUGUUAUAUACUCAUAAGUAUAGUUUACUUCUACAUAAUUUAAUUAAUGGUGCCUUCUGAGGCAGCUUAUAUUUGCUGUCAUUGGUAAAAUAUUUGUGUGCCAAGCAGAAUUUGCUUGUAUACCCAUACACCUUCAAAAAAUUAUACUGAACUUGUGCCUUACACAAUGAAAUUCAAAAACAUUUUCAGUAUGCAUUUAUUGGGUACUUUCUAUUUACCUAUAAAUCAAAUUGUUUGCUUUUCAAUAAUUGCUGUCAGCCACAUAAGCAUCCAUUGUGCAAUUUUUAAUGUCUCCAUAAUGUUUUGGAUUUGCAUUACAUUUGGCAGCUAUAAGAUAUGGGCAUAUUAGCAUUAAUCUGCUAGCAUUCCAUAAUUUGCUUCAUAAGCAUCUAUCUGUUCUUUUGUCUCCUUUCAAAAACGGUGUUAGCUGAGGGAAACUCAAGGAAAAUGAAUUUUCAGAGAUUGUUACAUUUUCCUUGCUCAAGUUACCAUUUUCAGACCAACAUUUUUACUGAGAAAUCUUAUCUCAUGUAUUGUUUCCUUGUGAUUCCCAUUCUAUAGACUUGUAUUUUGUACGCAUCACCCAGUAUGGCGUCUACCUUUGAUAGUCAGCAUUACUUGCAUUUCACUUGUAUCCACAGGAUUGAAUGAAUACCUAUUGUUUGUUUGUUCUGUUUGUUUGUUCUUUGGUCAGGAGUUAGUACUGAUUUACAUCACAAAACUAUAAAAUAUUUUGCACUAAAUGUCGAGUUGCAUGUGGAGCACUGCAUCUUUUUUAACAGAUGAAAAAACAGCCAAAUAGAACUCUUAGUAUAAAAAUCAUGUUGCUCCUCCCGAUGUGGUGUGCUUGUUUUACUCUGAAGAUAAGAAUAUUCCUUGUAAUGUUAUUAUAAUUAAAAGCAUGCAAAUCUAAAAUGUUUUGCAACAGAUGUUUAAACUGGUGUAUUAAGAGUUCCAUUAUUGCUGAACUCAUUUAUCUCUUUGUAUUCUAGGCCUCUGUUGUACUGAUCUGUGUGUCUGUUUCGUUUCCUUUCUCUUAUGAAACCAGGAGCAAGGUCCGUCUAGUGGUUAGCUCUAUCAGUAUACCUACAGUAACUUUGUCUGUUAAAAGUAUAGUUUUGUUGUCAAUUUAUGAUCACAGCUUACAUUUGAGAUUGGCAGCUCUUGAAAAGAAUUUCGUUCUCUGUGCUAUAUUUCCAGUUUUGAAUAUUAUUAAAUUGUUGAGGGUUCUCAAAAUGUUCUAUAUUACUAAUUAGGGAAGGAAGCAUUCAAACUCUAUUUGGUAAUCAAUGAAAGUGUGCUACUCGACUCUACACUCUUCACUUCACUACGAGACUGCCAAAUUCCCUCCAAACUCGUCACAGGUUGUAACACACUUUUCUUUGUUUAGUUCCAAACCAACCAUGCCAGGUGUCAAGCCACUGAGUAUCUUAUGUGCUUUCAAUGCAUUCAUCCUUGUACUACAAAAGUAUAUGGUUUAAAGGUGUCUUUUCACCUAGGAUAAUGGUUUUUGUGGAUAUCAGGUUUUGGAUUUCUGCAGAAUCUUUAGGGAAAUUAUCGUUAUCAGCAAACCAUCCUCUGACCUGCCUUCACCAUUGUGUUCUUAUUACAUGAUUCAAAAAUGACUUUUGAACUGAUUCUGGUGGACUGUAAGGUGUUCAAUAUUUUAAAUUGUUAGAAAAUUUCUUCAUGUUAUCCAAAGUUCCAUUUAUUCAAUUUUUAGUCUGAAUUCUAUUAUUGCAGUGUCAUGCUUGUUAUAUGUAUGACAUUUUCUUGUGAUUUUCUUAUGCACAGAAUUUAACUUGCAAAACCUUGUCAGUGGAGUUUUACCCAGGCCAAAACUUUUAACUGCUUUUUGGGGCUCAUUGUGUAAAUUGUGAAUUGUAGGAUAUUAAGGUCUUGCAUGAAACCAAAAAGAUGUCUACGUGCUUUUAGAUAAAAAGAAAAUAUUUUAAUUUUUAGGAAUGUGAUCUACAGUGGUUAUUAAUGUAUGUAGACAAUAGCUCUAUGAAGUACAAUAAAUUUCAAGAAAUCUUGCUUAA